Messenger RNA from Eriocheir sinensis (Chinese mitten crab), 480 nucleotides. RefSeq lists its product as uncharacterized. The record is from RefSeq and is a predicted model, not a curated record. The transcript is spliced from 2 exons. NCBI's taxonomy places the organism in Eukaryota, Metazoa, Arthropoda, Malacostraca, Decapoda, Varunidae. The coding region runs from base 1 to 480 and encodes 159 amino acids.
AUGGAAGCUGAGAUACUCUACCUCUUUAACGCCUCCUACGCCUCUCGCACUGUCCCCGCUGCCUGGAAGUCCGCUGCCAUUGUCCCCAUCCCGAAGGCAGGGGAUGCCACGCAGUACCGCCCCAUCUCCGUCAUCAGCUGCCUGGGCAAGACGAUGGAGCGGGUCCUCUUCUACUGUCUCGAGAGGGGUAACGGGCAGGGCCGGGUCCUGAGCUACGCGGACGACAUCGCCAUCGUCUCCUCAGAACCCAACCACGUGGCUCGGGCCCGCGCCAUGCUCCGCCGCCUCCUUGCCUCCUGCACUGAGUUUGGCCUCGUGCCCAACCCGGCCAAGUCGAAGGCCAUGGCCUUUGGUUUUGUCCUUCCCCGGGACCCCCUCUACAUUGACGCCGUCCUCGUGCCUUGGGUCCCUCAGUUCACCUACCUGGGCAUGCUCCUCGACUCUCACCUUUCCUUUAAGUCCUGCAUAGCCUCCGUCUGA